Messenger RNA from Anarrhichthys ocellatus (wolf-eel), 615 nucleotides. RefSeq names its product putative bifunctional UDP-N-acetylglucosamine transferase and deubiquitinase ALG13. The annotation marks the transcript as partial. The record is from RefSeq and is a predicted model, not a curated record. The transcript has 7 exons. NCBI's taxonomy places the organism in Eukaryota, Metazoa, Chordata, Actinopteri, Perciformes, Anarhichadidae.
GAGACGGUGGGUCAGGUGGAGAUCAAGGCUUUGUCUCAGCUCUACAGCCGUUGUUUCCUGAUCUACCGUUACCCGGGGAAACCAGCCACGGUGAUCUCAGAGGACGACUUUGUUGACAAGGUGACGCUGUGUUGCUCGAUCAACGGUCACUAUGACAUCGUUUACCCGAGGACUUACCCUGUCUCUGCUGCCCUCUGUCAGUCUCUUUUCUAUGAGCUGCUCUACACUCAGGUGUUUGGGUUUGAGGAGGCGGAGCUCUGUCAGGCUAUGGAGGCCUUCAGGGUCGGAGGUCGUCGCUAUAGAAACAGCCCAUCAGUGUGCAGUGACGUCGACUUUGGGUAUGACACACCUGAGGACCGAUGUCGCAGGGAGGAGGCGGAGUCGGCUGGAGCUGCAGACGAUAAACUGCGCACCCUGACAGCCGAGACGAAGCCUCCUGCCGAAGCCCCGCCCCCUUCCAGACUGUCUCUUCCUUAUAAGGUCAUGAAGUCUCUGGAUGGAGAAGCGUACAGAAACCUGGAGUUUGACGUGUGGCAGGACACCUGUAAAGAGAUGCAGAAGACGGACUACAUGGUGUUUGCAGGGAGGCAGUACUUCCUGGGAGACAAGUGUCAG